Messenger RNA from Pleuronectes platessa (European plaice), 2183 nucleotides. RefSeq names its product galactosylceramidase b (gene galcb). Gene Ontology annotation, molecular function: galactosylceramidase activity. Bases 74 to 2101 code for a protein of 675 amino acids. NCBI's taxonomy places the organism in Eukaryota, Metazoa, Chordata, Actinopteri, Pleuronectiformes, Pleuronectidae. Gene Ontology annotation, biological process: galactosylceramide catabolic process. The record is from RefSeq and is a predicted model, not a curated record. The transcript has 18 exons. Gene Ontology annotation, cellular component: lysosome.
CAUGUGACCGACCCGCAGCGCUGUCAUGUGACACACACCGCGCGCAUGUAGCCUACAGACGGACAGCGGCAGGAUGGUACAUAGAGUGUCGGUUGUUGUCCUCUUCCUCACUGUGUAUCUGGGUCUUUGUCUUUCUUCGCACGCUUAUGUGCUAGACGAUAAAGCAGGACUGGGGCGGGUGUUUGACGGAGUUGGAGGUCUGAGCGGCGGAGGGGCGACGUCUCGGUUACUAGUUAAUUACGCAGAGCCGUACCGCAGCCAGGUCCUAGACUUCCUGUUUAAACCAAACUUUGGAGCUUCUCUGCAAAUACUGAAGGUGGAGAUCGGAGGAGAUGCUCAGACUACUGAUGGAACAGAGCCGUCCCACAUGCACUAUGAGAAUGAUGAGAACUACUUCCGAGGCUACGAGUGGUGGCUCAUGAAAGAAGCCAGGAAGAGGAACCCCAACAUCACACUCAUAGGGUUACCCUGGGCAUUUCCUGGUUGGGUUGGCCAUGGCAAGGACUGGCCCUAUGACUUCCCAGACAUUACUGCAGCAUAUGUGGUGAAGUGGAUCCUUGGUGCCAAGCAGUACCAUGAUCUGGAUAUUCAGUAUGUUGGGGUGCGGUUUGUUGAUGUCAUCAAUUGCGCGCCGAUUUGGAAUGAGCGAAUCUACAACAGCAAGUACAUCAAGCUGCUGCGAUACACCCUGGAUAAAAAUGGCCUGGAGAGGGUCAGGAUCAUAGCGAGUGACAACCUGUGGGAGCCCAUUGCCCUGUCACUGCUGCUUGAUCCUGAGCUGAGCAAAGCUGUAGACGUGAUAGGGGCUCAUUACCCAGGCACCAACACAGUGACGGACGCCCUGAAGACGCAGAAGAAGCUCUGGUCGUCCGAGGACUACAGCACCUUCAACGAUGAGGUUGGAGGAGGCUGCUGGGCUCGCAUCCUCAACCAGAACUACGUCAAUGGUCACAUGACGGCCACCAUCUCCUGGAACCUGGUGGCCAGCUACUAUCAGGAACUUCCAUUUGGCAGAGAUGGGCUGAUGACGGCUGAGGAGCCAUGGAGUGGCAACUACGUGGUGGAAUCUCCAAUCUGGAUCACAGCCCACACCACACAGUUCACCCAGCCAGGGUGGACUUACCUGCAGACUGUUGGACAUCUUGCACAAGGGGGAAGUUAUGUUGCACUUACUGAUGGAAGUGGAAACCUCACUGUUGUCGUGGAAACUAUGACUCGGGAUCAUUCAGUGUGCAUAAGACCUCCACUUCCUCAAUUCAACGUGACCUCCCAGAAUGCAACUUUCCAGCUGAAGGGAACCUUUGCCUAUAUCAAGGAGUUGCAAGUUUGGCGGUCACAGUUUAACUUCAAGACAAAAAAGUCUGUCUUUUUUCAGAAGCUUACUCCUGUAAAGUUAUUAGAUGGAUCAUUCACAUUAAAUGUGGCUGAAGAUGAGGUCUACACAGUAACUACCAUUACAACCGGACGAAAAGGCAGUUACCCAAACCCACCUCCUUCAGCACGCUUCCCUAAAGUCUACAAGGAUAACUUUAAUGUUCGAAACCCACCAUUCACUGAAGCUCCAGACUUUGCUGACCAAACAGGCGUGUUUGAAUACUACAUCAAUCUGACUGACCCUGGACCUCACAUCUUCACCUUGCGACAGGUUCUUACUGAGAGACCUGUCACAUGGGCGACUGAUGCUGACCAGACCGUCAGCGUCAUAGGAGAUUAUUUGUGGCAGAACCUGACGGUUACAUGUGAUGUCUUCAUGGAGAGUAUUACUAGUGGUGUUUUCAUAGCAGCCAGAGUGGACAAAGGAGGGCAGUCAGUCCGCAGCGCUAACGGAGUCUUCUUCUGGGUGUUUGCAGAUGGCACCUACAAAGUUACCAACGAUAUUGCUGGUCAGACUGUACUUGCAGAGGGUCAGUCUGGUACACGAACAUAUGGUUGGUACACCUUGUCACUCACUGUGAAAGGCCAGUAUGCGUCAGGGCAGCUGAAUGGAUACCCACUGUGGAAGAACGCUGUGGUUCUCACUCCAAACAAUGGCUGGGCUGCAAUUGGAACACACUCAUUUGAACUGGCUCAGUUUGAUAACUUUGCUGUGGUGGCAGAAUAAGGAUUUCACUGUGAUGUAAUGAUUUACUGUAAGCUUUAAAUAUGCUGAUUCAUUUAUUGGCCUAAUAAAUGCAUUGAUUUGA